Messenger RNA from Saimiri boliviensis boliviensis (Bolivian squirrel monkey), 1977 nucleotides. It is a transcript of the gene CKMT1B, whose product is annotated as creatine kinase, mitochondrial 1B. Gene Ontology annotation, biological process: phosphocreatine biosynthetic process. The record is from RefSeq and is a predicted model, not a curated record. NCBI's taxonomy places the organism in Eukaryota, Metazoa, Chordata, Mammalia, Primates, Cebidae. Gene Ontology annotation, molecular function: creatine kinase activity. Gene Ontology annotation, cellular component: mitochondrion.
UUUUACGAGGAGAGAGAGCAGGAGAGGGGACCACGAGAGAGGCAGAGACUCCCUGAUGACCUCAUGCCCUUGUACACCACUCGCCUUUACACUCUGGAUUAAACAGCAUUAGGGAGCCAAGAGAGGAAACACAUGUGGUGUCUGGAGACCUGUGCCUGCCUGUUCCAGUCCCACGCCCAGUCAUCUCACCACACCCUUCACCUCACUUUCUCACAUUCUCCUCCAGCCCAGGAAUUAGGCGAGAGAAGUGAAGGGACAGGAGGAAGAGGCAACUAACAAUUCUUUGUCCAACCACAGCCCCACACCCAGGACAACCAACAGGUGGGCAAGCUUGCCAAGAAUACGCAGAGGACGUCCUACGAGCAGCAAACAGGUCUGAGCCUGGAAAAGACGCAGAGAAGUAAAAGAUCAAAGUCUGAUCGGUACCGGCUCCUAUUCCGGCUCUAACCUCCACUGCGACCCCCAUCUCGGCUGCAGCCUCGGACCUAGCUCCGGCCCUCAGUCUAUCCGCUUGCAUCCUCCCUCCCUGUUCCGGAUCCUGUCUUGCGCCAGCGCCUACUCUAGGAUCCCGUAACCAGACCCUCAAGCCAUGGCUGGUCCCUUCUCCCGUCUGCUGUCCGCCCGCCCGGGACUCAGGCUCCUGGCUUUGGCCGGAGCGGGGUCUCUAGCCGCUGGGUUUCUACUCCGACCGGAACCUGUACGAGCGGCCAGUGAACGACGGAGGCUGUAUCCCCCGAGCGCUGAGUACCCAGACCUCCGAAAGCACAACAACUGCAUGGCCAGUCACCUGACCCCAGCAGUCUAUGCACGGCUCUGCGACAAGACCACACCCACUGGUUGGACGCUAGAUCAGUGUAUCCAGACUGGCGUGGACAACCCUGGCCACCCCUUCAUCAAGACUGUGGGCAUGGUGGCUGGAGAUGAGGAGACCUAUGAGGUAUUUGCUGACCUCUUUGACCCUGUGAUCCAAGAGCGACACAAUGGAUAUGACCCCCGGACAAUGAAACACACCACUGAUCUGGAUGCCAGUAAGAUCCGUUCUGGCUACUUUGAUGAGAGGUAUGUAUUAUCCUCGAGAGUGAGAACUGGCCGAAGCAUCCGAGGACUCAGUCUGCCUCCAGCUUGCACUCGAGCGGAGCGACGAGAGGUGGAACGUGUUGUGGUGGAAGCACUGAGUGGCCUGAAGGGUGACUUGGCUGGACGUUACUAUAGGCUCAGUGAGAUGACAGAGGCUGAACAGCAGCAGCUUAUUGAUGACCAUUUUCUGUUUGAUAAGCCUGUGUCCCCAUUGCUGACUGCCGCAGGAAUGGCUCGAGACUGGCCAGAUGCUCGUGGAAUUUGGCACAACAAUGAGAAGAGCUUCCUGAUCUGGGUGAACGAGGAGGAUCAUACACGGGUCAUCUCCAUGGAGAAGGGCGGCAACAUGAAAAGAGUGUUUGAAAGAUUCUGCCGAGGCCUCAAAGAGGUGGAGCGACUUAUCCAAGAACGUGGCUGGGAGUUCAUGUGGAAUGAGCGUUUGGGAUACAUCUUGACCUGUCCAUCUAACCUGGGCACUGGACUUCGGGCAGGAGUGCACAUCAAACUGCCCCUGUUAAGCAAAGAUAGCCGCUUCCCAAAGAUCCUGGAGAACCUAAGACUCCAAAAGCGUGGUACUGGAGGAGUGGACACCGCUGCCACAGGCGGUGUCUUUGACAUUUCUAAUUUGGACCGACUAGGCAAAUCAGAGGUGGAGCUGGUGCAACUGGUCAUCGAUGGAGUAAACUAUUUGAUUGACUGUGAGCGACGUCUGGAGAGAGGCCAGGAUAUCCGCAUCCCCGCACCUCUCAUCCAUACCAAGCAUUAACUCCCCAUCGCCAGCUGAUGACUCAGGAUUCCCAGGAGUUCUGCUCAUUCUAAUGAGGGCUUAUUCUACUUUGCUCCGGACCUGCCCCCGCAUACCCUGCCUCCAUCCUAGUAAAGACUCCUUGCUAUAUUGCA